Laccaria bicolor S238N-H82 is the source of this 441-nucleotide messenger RNA. RefSeq lists its product as uncharacterized. The record is from RefSeq and is a predicted model, not a curated record. The transcript has 4 exons. Gene Ontology annotation, molecular function: NADP binding; N,N-dimethylaniline monooxygenase activity; flavin adenine dinucleotide binding. Lineage: Eukaryota; Fungi; Basidiomycota; Agaricomycetes; Agaricales; Hydnangiaceae. Bases 1 to 441 code for a protein of 146 amino acids.
AUGGACGGAUCGGACCCGACGGUACUCAUUGUUGAAGCCGGACAGAGUAUGGAGUCAGGUAUGAGGCUUUGUAUCUACAUGAUCCUCUUCGGUAUGAUCAUAUGCCAUACAUUCCGUGAGCUUGAACUUUCCAACUGGCUAGAGAAUUACGCCGAAAAUUUUGAGUUGACCGUGUGGUUGUCAAACAUCUGGUCGAUCGAUGGGUCCCGCCACCAGCAAGUGGAAUGUAUCCGUCACCAGGGGCAGUGGAGAGAGGCGCACAUUUACAGUCAAGCACGUAAUGUUCGCCACAGGAUUGGGCAGCGGGUCUCCUCCAAUUACGCCUUCAUACCUGGCAUGGACAAAUUAAAAGGGGACAUUUUGCAUUCUAGUGAGCACAAAAAAGCGUCUGACCACGUUGGAAAGAAAGUGGUUGUUGUUGGCACUUGCACUUCAGGCUAA